AUGGAAAAGACUGCUGGGGAGUACGAGUACACAUCGCUGGCGGACUACACACUCAGGACGGCGCCGUGGAGGGUCAUCUCGUAUUCUUUCGCAUCCGGUAUAAUGGGUGGCACAGGAGGAGCGACGAUUGCGGUCAUGCGGAAUAUCCUUGCCACUCCCGCCGCCGUCUCUGCGGGUGCCAGGACGGGCGUAUUUGGCUUCACCUUCUUCUCCGUCCGGGAAUACGCCGUUACGCCUCUCCUCACCCACUUCUCCCUCCACCCUUCCCCUCUCCCUCCCAAACCCGACGACCCUCCCGUACCCUUCCAAUCCCCCCACACCGCCAACCUCCUCGACACCUCCCUCUCAGGUCUGCUAGCCGGCACAGCCUUCUCCGGCGUCCUGCGACAAGCUUCCCCUCCUCUGCUACACCUCCGAGCGGGCGUCACCCUCGCACUUGCAAGCACGAUACUGCAAGGAUUCGUCAACGAGCUCGAUGUAGGACGAAUCAAGUUUAUCGCGUGGUCUGAACAACGACGGCGCAUGCGGCGACUCGAGCAAGGGCUUGAUCCAGACGAGCCCGUCGCCCAAUCCUCUCUCCGCGCUCCUCCUGCCUCUCCCGCCGCUACCGCUCCAUCCACACAGCCCACCUCACUCCUCACUACCCCCGCCUCGACAUCCAAAAUCAACGAGCCCUCGUUCGAGACUUUCGCGGACCGAUCCGACCGCGUCUUCGGCGAAGGCUGGCGGUGGUUCAAAUCCAAGCUAUCUGUCCUCGCGCCUGUCAAGCGCAUCGAGGAGGGCGAAUACGAGAAGCGCUUGGUGGAGAUGAUGCGGCAGUUGGAGGAGGAGAGGAGGGAGGUGAGGAGGGAGAUUGGCGAGUUGAGGGAGAGGAGGGACGCGUUGGAUGAGAAGGACCGGUUGCAUGAGGUUGCCGUGAGGAUGGAGGAGGAGGCAAGGAAGUAG
Molecule: messenger RNA, 945 nt
Organism: Rhodotorula toruloides NP11
Lineage: Eukaryota; Fungi; Basidiomycota; Microbotryomycetes; Sporidiobolales; Sporidiobolaceae
Exons: 3
Coding region: 1-945 (314 amino acids)
Source: RefSeq, a predicted model, not a curated record